GCGGUGCGGCAACAGUGCGGCGCCGGUACCGCGAACGCUCGACAACAGGACUGUUGUCGCAGUACGACAAACGCACCGCUUCGGCACCGCAGCAGGCCGUCAAGAAACGCAUAAAUUGAAAGCGCCCUUAGAUGACAUUGACAGGAGGGCGCCAUGUUGCUGCUAGAGAUACGCAAGCUGUGCAGGCACCAACCUCUGGCUGAGGUCACGGUGCACGUCACAAGGUCUUGGUCGCACUGUAUCUUUCUAUCUUUACGCCAUGUCCCGGGUGGGGAAAGCAGUACACUACCUUGAAAUACCAUUGCUCUAUCUAAUAACGGGCGGCAGGUUGCGAAGGGUGGCACGUCCAUCGCCCCUGAUUUUACCCUACCUGUAAUUACCGCUGCCCUUCUUAAAUACAACUCUGGCUACUCCCCUGAGCCGCCACUGGUUAUCAUUACACAGAUAGCAUAUUUCUCAUCUCAGGUCAUCCAGACACUGUCGUGUGUGCAUGGACCAAUAUUCCAGACGGCUGGAGUGCCGGGGGGCUGAAGAUACAAGUGUUAGAAGCUGGGAACAGCUUGAGGAUACUUUACAACGGUCUGCUAACACGGGAUGACGGGGUCACACAACACGCCCAGAUGAAUCUCAUUUGGGCAUCGGCGUCAGACGUGAUGCAGUACCCUGAUGACUGGAGCGAUCAGCUGGCGGCUGAAGCUCUUGCUAUAGAGCCGUGGAGAAAUGGCAAUUGGACAGAUAUACUGGAGAAGUGGCGGGAUGGUGGUUGGCAACAAUGGGGUGGCAUCCAAGGGCGGGUACAGUUCUCCCCAAAAGAAGGGGUGGAGGCUCGAAGCGAGUACAUUCGUACGCGGGGUCUGCGCGAGCGACGCUGGGCUCCUCUACCGGCCGGACUGCGGCGCUCUGUGGUACUUACUGCCGCGGCCAGAGAUGGCACCGCUGUCCACAUACACGCACAAUCCUACAAGCAGGUUUUGACACAGUGUACUUAUGGCACGGUCCGCUACCCGAACACAGCUGUGAAGAGCAUUACCGGCACCAGUCUACACUUGCCGGAUUUUUGUGAGCACCCUGGUUCGAUACCUAGUGUCUAUACGCUGAACGUAAACAGUCCUAAUCGUGAACUGCGGGUGGUGAUACGUCCCAUAAGCGACGGGGGUCAAUUGCAGAGUGGGGUUCCUUACCAACAGGAGACAUUUUACCGCGUGGUCUCUGUAGAAAUCGACGGUGAGCCCGGUUACGGAGUAUUAGAACUGGGCUAUUUACCUACAAAUAUUAAGGUGCCAUCGGUUCACCUAUCGCCGCCGGCUUCGCUUCGCUGGGUAGAGGCGAGCGAGUGCGGUACUGUAGGCUAUUGCUUACAGUUGGACAGCAAGGCUGCAGCCUGUCCCGAAUUUGUAGGGGGGAAGGGGGCUUCUCUCGCCUUGCUAGCGGCCGUACAAAACGCAGAAGGAUAUCGAGUGCCGCCUGGGUUCUGUAUAACAGUUAAAGCUCUAGAACAUCAUUUAGAAAUCAAUCAACAUUUGCUGCAUGCUAUCAAAGAGAUUGAGACUGCUAACGAAAAUUAUAAUGAAGCUAAUUUCAAGGGGAAAUGCGCUAAGGCAGUUGAACUUUUCUUAAAUACAGAAUUGUCGGUAGAACUUCGUGAUGAAAUUUUAAAUAAUCUGAAUGAUUUGAGAAAACAAGCCGCCAGAGAAGAUUUAGGUCCCGAAAGAUGUUUUGCUGUGAGAUCUUCGGCUGUCGGUGAAGAUAGCGAGACAUUGUCAGCAGCCGGUCAAAAUGAGACCAUAUUGGGAUGCGUGAGUGACAACGAUGUCAUUAAGGCGGUACAGAAGUGCUGGGCUUCCAUGUUUGCUUUCACAAGUGCUUAUUAUCGGAGACAGAACGGUCAGGCGUGUAUUUGCGGUGGAGGCAUCGUGGUGCAAGCGUUAGUUUCAGCUCGAGCGGCCGGCGUUAUGUUCACAAGACAUCCGAAUAACGGCGACCCAACGAAGAUACUUAUCACAGCAAACUACGGCCUCGGAGAGAGCGUUGUUUCCGGUUCAGCGGAGCCGGACACGAUCAUAAUAUCGCGUAGCCUAGACGACAGUUUGGCGAUUUCGAAAAUAGAAGUCGGGUCGAAGUUGACUCGCGUGACUACCGCGGAAGGGGGCGUGGGUACUGUGGAGGUGCCGGAGGGAGCGAGACGGGUGGCGUGCGUGAGCGAGACGGAGGCGAUGCACCUCGCGCGUAUCGCACUCGCCCAAGAACUGCUGUGGGCCGCGCCCAGGGACAUCGAGUGGGCCAUACGCAAGAAUGAGAUAUAUCUGCUCCAAGCGCGUCCGAUCACGUCCCUGGAGCGGUGGAGCAGCGAGGAGUUGUUGCACGAGUUGGACACGCCCAUCAUGGCCGACGACGAGCUCACCACUUUCGCCAACUGCGGCGAGGUAUUUCCGAAACCGAUGACUCCAUUGACUCAUGAUCUGGUGUUCGAGCCGGUAGUUAAAGGGAUGGACAAAACUGUUUCGAAAGAUAUGGGGAACUACGAGCACGCUAUGUUCAUGACGCACAACAGAUGUACGAUCGCUUUGUACAAUUUGGUGUACUACAGGGCUCCAUUGAAAUUGGAUAUAAGAGUUCGUAUGUCUGAAAUGGCUAUCCACGGACACAAGGUUGCGGACGAAGAGAUCAUUCGGAUCGCAGUGCGACGUCGCCCGCCUAAAUGGAAUAGUAAACUUACCUUGAUCUCUUUCCUUCUCAAGACUAUAUUGUCAUCGAAAUGGUGCAUGAACGACACGAUAAAAAGAGUGAAGGAAAUACAAGUGGAGACAGAGACGGAAGAUCCGCUCGAGAUCGUAGACGGCAUAAUGCAGUGGAAACAAAUGAUGGGGCGUCUUGCGAACAACCAUAGUAUUGUUAGCUCUGCCAGUACCUCUAGUCAGAUUAUAGCUAUGGCUGUGCUUCUAGAGGACAACACUGAAUUUACUCCGGAGCACUGCAACGAAAUCUGUGCAAUGCUUAGUUCUGGUGAUGUUUUAUCGGCUGAAGUACCUCUAGGUCUGGCUAAAUUAACACAGGAGAUCGAAGAAUCAGGCAAGGCGGAGUUAUUCCGUAAACAAGACCCAAAGGAGGCUAUGAAUUGGCUGCGGAAGAAUCUACCUCAUGUGCAUUUAGAUGUUUGCGUCUUCCUGGAACAACACGGCUACAGAGCUAUCAUGGAGUUUGACAUGUAUACUAAGCCUUGGAUCUUGGUGCCAGAAGAAUUAAUGAAGAUAUUACAAAAUUUAAGGGGGUCAAAUCAAGAGGCUCCGAUAGCGAGGACGGAUGCUGAAAUCAUCAGCUCCUUAACUACGCCUAGAAAGGCUCGCACUGGGAAAAUUCUCGCCUGGGUGUUGCCUCUUUGUCGGCGCACAGUUCGGCACAGAGAGUGCACCAAAGCUCACCUCAUCCUAGCCAUCCACAAGCUGCGACUGGCCGCCAUAGAAUUAGGAAAACUGAUGGUACGCAAGUGGUAUCUACCCGAUUACGAGCUCGUCUUCUUCUUCCGCUGCUUCGAAUUAAAGGAAUUUAUUCAGACACGCAAUCCAGCUUUGUUGAGAAAGGCAAUCCAACGGCAACAAUGCUUCCCGAAUUGGUGCAAGCUUAAGUUCUCAGAGUUGAAUACGGGAUGGGUGCAGCCUUUGGAGACUAAAGUCCCGCAAGUAUUAGCGGGCAGCGUGCGACUCGAGGCAACUUCAGUGGGGGGAGGGGAAGCCAUCGCGAGGGCCUGCGUCGUUAAGGAUUUGUCUGAGAUCGAUCAGUUGCAGCAGGGAGACAUACUGAUCACUUACGCCACUGAUAUCGGCUGGUCCCCAUAUUUCCCGCUGCUCUCUGGCAUCGUUACCGAAUUGGGAGGGCUCAUCUCACAUGGAGCCGUAAUAGCACGUGAAUAUGGACUACCGUGCAUAGUGGGAGCUACACACGCCACAGACAUGUUCAGAACCGGAGACAUCGUCAGACUAGUGGCAGCCACAGGAGUCAUCGAGAAAGUUGAAGUCGUCGAAGAAACCAAAGAACAGAACGGAGACUUUGUCGUCAUAAACGAUGAUAAGCAACAAACAGAUGAUUGAUGUUAUUCAUUUUGUAGUAUUAUUUAAGUAAAUUAAUAUUGUUUCUAAAGAACUUUUGUAUAUUUCCAUAAACCACCGAAAAACAAAUCAACAAUAUAAAUAUAACAAACUAAAAACUCUA
Molecule: messenger RNA, 4206 nt
Organism: Chilo suppressalis (striped riceborer)
Lineage: Eukaryota; Metazoa; Arthropoda; Insecta; Lepidoptera; Crambidae
Source: the annotation of a GenBank genome assembly